Molecule: messenger RNA, 450 nt
Organism: Ilex paraguariensis (yerba mate)
Lineage: Eukaryota; Viridiplantae; Streptophyta; Magnoliopsida; Aquifoliales; Aquifoliaceae
Source: the annotation of a GenBank genome assembly
AUGUCAAGUAUUGAUCAUAAUUGGCCAAAGUACCCCCUCGAGAUUGGAGGAGUAGAAACUGUCACUUUAGGUGAUCAGGAAGCCCGAACUAGAAAUUCUAAGAAAAGCAUUUUUGAGAGGAAAGCUCCUCCAACAUUUCCUUUUUUGAUUGAAAUGAGGGAGAGGCACUACUGGGUUACGCAUUGGACAGAAAGGAGUGUGGAUUUGUUUCUUUGUGGGAAAAAGCCAUUGGUUGAGGUCUCUAACAUUGGUAAAGACUAAUACCUCGUUGUUUUGAAGGUCAGGAGAAGGGAUGAGCAGUCCAAGUUUGUGAUAGAAAGAUGGAAAAUAGAGGACUGAUCAUAUGUUUCAUGUAAUUAUAGAUUCUUACCCCCCCCCCCCUUCCCAACUGAAAAAUAACAUUAAUAUCAUUCCCCUAUUUCGGUAUAUGAUGAUUGAUAAUCAAGUGAC